Ilyonectria robusta is the source of this 1800-nucleotide messenger RNA. Its product is annotated as cytochrome P450 family protein. Gene Ontology annotation, molecular function: monooxygenase activity; oxidoreductase activity, acting on paired donors, with incorporation or reduction of molecular oxygen; iron ion binding. The coding region runs from base 1 to 1758 and encodes 585 amino acids. The transcript has 2 exons. The record is from RefSeq and is a predicted model, not a curated record. Lineage: Eukaryota; Fungi; Ascomycota; Sordariomycetes; Hypocreales; Nectriaceae.
AUGGGUCUCAUACUUCCAACGGCUGCCUGCGCGGUGGUUGUUUAUUUGAUUUACCAGUAUGCCCUCUACCCCGUCUUCGUCUCCCCGCUGCGGAAACUCCCAGCAGCCCACUGGACAUGCCACUUCUGCUCGCUCUGGAUACUCUUAGCAAGGAAGAAUAAACAAGAAAACAACUCUCUGUUUAAAGCCCAUCUGGAAUAUGGUCCUGUUGUAAGGAUAGGCCCAAAUGAAGUUAGCGCCGACGGAGUCGAAGCAAUCAGAGCUAUUUAUCAGGGUGGCUUCGAGAAGGGUUUUUGGUACACGAUUUUCGACAACUAUGGAGUCCCAAACAUGUUCUCGACUAGCUCGUCCAAGUCGCACUCAGCCCGUAAACGCAUGAUAUCCAACAUCUAUUCCAAAACGUUCAUUCAAUCGUCACCGGCCAGUCAUUCUCAGCUAUCUCACGUGCUGUUCCGGCGCCUGAUACCUUCUCUAUAUGGACGUGCCGAAGCCAAGUCAAAUGAAGUGGGAGACAUGGAUGUCGGCGUCAAAAGCCAUCAACGCUCAGCGCGAAAUCACCACGAUGUUGAAGUUUUCGGACUCUUUCUAGCCGCGGCCAUGGAUUUGAUCACGGCUUAUAUCUUCGGUUUGUCGAACGGGACCAACUUUAUUGAGGACGAGUCACAUCGUCAAAGCUGGCAAAAGAUGUACCUUGCACGAGCAAACUAUCCUUUUUGGCCACAAGAGGUGCCUGCUUUGACAGCUUUCUGCAGCCGCUGGAUGCCAUGGUUCAGAUUAUAUCCAAAGUGGGUUGACGAGUCAAAUGAGGACCUGGGCCAAUGGAACAGAGAUCUCUGCGAAAAAGCGAAACAGGCCACGAGUGAGGAGGCAAAACAGAACCUGCAAGCCACGGACAACGAGACAGACGCCGCAGACGAACCAGUGGUCUAUAAUGCCUUGCAUGCCGGCAUUGACCGUGAAUGGCGUACCAAUGGAGAGAAAAGCCUUCUCUAUAGCACCAGCAUUCUCGAACGCGAUCCAGCUGUAGCGUCAGAGCUCAUGGACCAUUCCUUGGCAGGACAAGAAACCACCGGUGUUGCCCUUACGUACGCGACUUGGCAUCUGUCGAAGAUCCCGGAAUUGCAGGAAGAACUACGUGCUGAGAUUAUGUCUGUUGCUGCUUCCAUGAAACUCGAUCAUGGCUCGAUUCCAGAAAACACCAACGCCCGCCCGACACUGCCUGACCCAAAGACGCUGGAUGCGCUACCCCUUCUGAACGCAGUCAUCAUGGAAACUUUGCGAUUACAUGCACCAAUUCCUGGUCCUCAGCCACGCCAGACACCGAAAGACGGAUGUCACAUCGGAGGACAUCGCAUCCCGGGCGGUGUAAGGAUUGCUUCAUCUGCUCAUUCCCUUCAUCGCGAUGCUAGAGUGUACCUUCAGCCUGAAGAAUGGAUCCCAAGCCGAUGGCUACAGCCGAAGGCUAAUAAUAUUGAAGGGGCAGAGUUGAAGGAAUGGGAAGAACGGCGUCGAGAGAUGCAUAGGAAUUUCUGGGCCUUUAGCAGCGGUGGGCGGAUGUGCAUUGGAUCUAACUUUGCCGUGAACGAGAUGAAGUACAUGCUCGCGGCCAUCUAUGCCAAUUUCAAGACGACGGUUGUUGAUGACGAGGGGAUUGAACAGGAGGAUGCUUACACGGCGAAGCCAUUGAGCGAACGCCUUGUCUUGAGGUUCCACUCUUUGGAAACCAAGAUGGCGGCUGGAGGGGGUAGUGACUGUUGAAGGAGGGUUCCCUCGUAUAGCUAGCUAGGAAUAAUCAUCAAU